GAUGUCUCUCUCCGUUCUCGGCGCUUCUUAUCAGGGACAUCUGCCGCGCCGCGGUGGUCAUGGACAAGAGGCGUUGCGCGGUUCAUACGCCAAUCUUCCAUCCGACGAUAACCUUCCAUCGAUACUGUACCUAGCUCCUGCACCCUGCAUGGGUCCGUGAACAAGUUUUAUAUCGACUCCACCUGCUCUCUCUUAUCUUUCGAUCCAUUGCUAUUCGUUUUGUGUACCCGCCAGUGUGAGAGACUGACGUUUGCUCACCAUGGACAUCAAAGGCAAGCAGCCGUCCACCUGGGACCAGUACGACGGCGUGCAAGGCGCGUCGGUAGGCUCGCAGGGCAGUUGCGUGCAGUGGGACGAGCUCGAACGGCGGCCCAGCGAACAGAGCGCAUCGAACACAGGCACAUCCUCAGCGAUCAAUGGCACUUUACGACGAAGGAGAUCCUCGGUAUCGCAGCAAUUGCAGGCGCUGGGCGAUGCAGGCGGCGUCAACAGUAUCAACAACUUCGCCCGCUCGUGGCAGCGUGCAGCAGGCUUCUUCGAGAUCACACCCAUGCGCCCAAGCUUCCGCGUAGAGAGCGACGACGACGACGACGACGAGACACCCACCGCCGAGUUCCCACGCACUGGAUUUGUCCCAAGUUCUCUCGCAGAACAUCGCUCAGCCCUUCGCCAUGCGCUACAGACAGAGGGAAGGCGCACGUCUGACCAGGCAGUCGCAGUCGUGGAUGAGGAGAGCGGCGCCAACGAGAACACACGCCUUCUGCCGAGGGACUCACAGCAACGAUUGCGGGGACGUGGCGACAGCAUCUUCAACAUCGAGCCUUCGCUGUCUUCGCCGUUCGGUGGAAGUUAUGGUACAGCCUAUGGCAGCUUGUCUGCACGCGUCAACGACUCUUCGAUGCGCCAUGCUAGACGCCUGUUCACUGAGCAGCAGCUAAAGGGCGUCCAAGAACCAGAGCAAGAGCGAGAACCAUUACUGGUCAAGCAAGUCGAAGAGGACGGACACAUCAUCAACGUGGUAGUUGGACAAUCGACACUUCCGCAGACCAUCUUCAACUCCGUCAACGUUCUAGUUGGUGUAGGGCUGCUAACGCUGCCCCUAGCUCUGAAAUACUCUGGUUGGGUGGUCGGCAUGAUCUUCCUCGCCUGGUCUGCCGUGGUCACCUCGUAUACCGCGAAGCUGCUUGCCAAAUGUCUGGAUGUGGACAGCUCCCUCAUCACCUUCGCCGACCUGGCCUACGUCUCCUUCGGCAACAAAGCUCGUGUUGCUGUCAGCAUACUCUUCUCCCUCGAGCUUCUGGCAGCAUGUGUUGCCCUUGUCGUGCUCUUCGCUGACAGCAUGGAUGCUCUGAUCUCUGGAUAUGGUGUCCUUACAUGGAAGAUCGUUUGUGGUGUCAUCUUGAUCCCUAUGAGCUUUCUCCCCCUGCGCAUGCUGUCGUUUACGUCCAUCUUGGGUGUCAUGUCCUGUUUCGGCAUCACACUCGCUGUAUGGGCAGACGGUCUCAUCAAGGCUGACGCUCCUGGAUCCAUCCGUCAACCCAUGGCUCAGUACUUGUUCCCUGAGAACUGGAUGACAAUACCCCUAUCGUUCGGUCUUCUCAUGUCCCCUUGGGGCGGCCACUCCGUAUUCCCCAACAUCUAUCGAGACAUGAGACACCCGUACAAGUAUCGCCGUGGUGUCAACAUCACCUACAUCUUCACCUUCAUGAUUGACAUCGGCAUGGCCUGCGCCGGUAUCCUCAUGUUUGGUGAAGGAGUAAGCGAAGAGAUCACCAACAACAUCUUCAAAACUGCAGGCUACCCACCAGGGCUGUCCGUCUUCAUCGCCAUCUGCAUCGCCAUCAUUCCACUCACCAAAGUCCCGCUCAACUCACGCCCUAUCGUCUCUACACUUGAGGUUCUCUUCGGCCUCGACACACGCGCCAUGGCAGUCUCGAGCUCUCUCAACGGCAUGUCGGGCCUCAACCGAGGUUUUUUCAAGGUCACGCUACGCAUCGUGACAAUUAUUGUCUUCGUGGUUAUUGCCAUUAUCUUCCCGUCGUUCGACCGCAUUAUGACCCUUCUCGGUAGUGUUGCUUGUUUCUCUAUCUGCAUCAUCCUACCGGUCGCCUUCCACCUGAAGCUUUUUGGCAAGGACAUCCGAGCAGGGGAGAAGGCACUGAACUGGGCUCUGAUCAUCUUCAGCACCAUCUUGGCCGUUAUCAGCACGGGUUUCGCCUGUGUGCCAAAGGAACUGAUUGGCGCUUGAUGCGCAUUUCUUGGUAAUCUCGACCACCCUAUAACAGCGGUGGGAACUUAUUCGCUAUCUAAUGUCGUUUUGAUCUGUAUCUGGAUGUUGGGCAUUCGGAGCUGUAUAUCUAUAGCAUGUUCAGGCGCACUCUGCUGCAUCGCAUUUGUUGGCUGUCUGAUUAUUUCUAUCAAAUUGAAUCUCGAGGAAACCACCGACACCUCACCAUCUACAUUCAAUUUCCUUCGCUACCUGUCACCACCAACUAUCUUUGAUGCAACUGCAGCUCGCCGCCUUCCCAGUUACUGUGGGCCUAAUAACGGAUGUCUUCUCCGCAACAUGGAGUGCCCAGAAUGGAUAAG
Macroventuria anomochaeta is the source of this 2589-nucleotide messenger RNA. RefSeq names its product vacuolar amino acid transporter-like protein 1. Lineage: Eukaryota; Fungi; Ascomycota; Dothideomycetes; Pleosporales; Didymellaceae. The transcript is spliced from 2 exons. The record is from RefSeq and is a predicted model, not a curated record. Gene Ontology annotation, molecular function: amino acid transmembrane transporter activity. Gene Ontology annotation, cellular component: vacuolar membrane. The coding region runs from base 260 to 2248 and encodes 662 amino acids. Gene Ontology annotation, biological process: amino acid transmembrane transport.